Molecule: messenger RNA, 2292 nt
Organism: Hippocampus comes (tiger tail seahorse)
Lineage: Eukaryota; Metazoa; Chordata; Actinopteri; Syngnathiformes; Syngnathidae
Gene: ggnbp2
Product: gametogenetin binding protein 2
Exons: 9
Cellular component (GO): nucleus; cytoplasm
Source: RefSeq, a predicted model, not a curated record
CGGUUGUGUAUUUAUUUAUUUUAUUUAAACAGGUCAAAGUUGAAUGAUGUAAUUGAUGCCAUUCCAAAAAGUAAAAAGAGCACCCGAUGCCAGUUACACUCCUUGGACACAAAUAAGCUCAGACCUGCACGGGCAAGUUGGAUGGAUGUGUGGGAGCGGAUGUCUCAGGAGUGCAGGGCUGAAGUGUUACUCGUCGAUUGUGCUUGUCUUUUAGAGACGCUGGAUACACACUUGCAAAAACAUGGGUUGUGCACUGACUGUAAGACUAAAGUCAUGCGGGCAUACGAUAUCCUGAUCGGGGAAGUUGAUAGCAGUGAGGAGAAGGACUAUUGCGCUGCCUUGUAUGAGGGAUUGUGUUGCUGCCCUUGUGAGCACCACAUUCAGGUGUGCUACGAGACGGACUUUAUUGCUCGUCUCUUAAGCCGGGCAGAACCUGAAUUUGUAGGAGCCUCUGAAAGGCGACAUGCCAAGACCAUUGAUACUGCACAGGAAGAAGUCCUGACAUGUUUAGGCAUUCACCUUUCUGAGCGUCUGCAUAAGAUUUGGCAGAAACUACGAGCGGAGGAGCAGACGUGGCAAAUAUUGUUCCACGUGGGCAUUGAUGAGUUGCGGAAAAGCUUUGAGAUGGCAGUGGAGAAGAUACAAGGGAUCAGUAGGCUUGAGCAGUUAGUCGAGGAGCUGUCGGAGAAGGAGAGAGCAAAACAGCUUAAGCAGGAGAAAAAGAGGCAAAAGCGGAAAAAUCGCCGCAGAAACAGGUGUGGCUUGGACAUCUUGGAUCAGGAAGCAGAGAUCAAGGAAAAGGAUCUUGAUGAGGGGUCUCUCGAGUCUGAGGACGGUACUUGUCCUGCCUGCGAUGAGGGGGAGAAAAUUCCUUCUAUUGCAUGCAAAUCCUUUAGUUGUUCAGACAAACAGGGUCAACAUCCACACAAGACAACCACCAAUCACCCGAAACUCACAUUAACAAGUAAAGGAGGGAAACAAGUGUGUAUUCUACAUCCUUUUUCAAUUUCUGCUGGGAGUGAUUGCGGCUACUCCUCAAGCAUUGAGGGCAGUCAGGGCGGGUCACGAGAAGGUUCGGAUGUCGCCUGCUCCGAGGGACUCUGCAACCAUGAGGAAGCAGGUGAGUCCAAUGAACACGACUGUGCUGAAGACAAAAAGGAGGAGGAGGCAACAGACAGUUGUGUUGACUGUUGGCCACACUCUGAGGAUAAUAAGCCUCAAUGCAAGGGUAAAAAGAAGAAAAGGAAGGGAAGUGGUUUACGUCAUAAACAGGGACACACAUAUGAAAGACACACUGUGCCACCAUCCAACGUUAGCCAAACCAAAGAUCUAAAUUCCUCCUUGUGUGGUGAGAAGAUGGCCUGUUUUGCACAACAGCUACCAUGGGCAUGUGGAAAGAACCUCAGCCUUGAUUCCAGACCAUUAGAGGCCAACAAAAGUCUAGCGGACCUCUUGGAUGAUUCUGAAGUAACUUCAGAUGAGGAGCAUUGUCUCACGCAGGAUGAAAUUCAGGCAUUUUUAGAAAGAAAUAGUCUGUUCUACCGCAACCGUCACAAGUAUCGACAGCUCCUGAAAGAUAAAUUUACUAACUAUUGCUGCGCAAGUGACAGGAAGACGGCCUGUUGUCACCACCGGUGUGAAUUAAGUGCACAAAUGAUACCUCAAGGAAAAUCAUUGUGACUACUGCAAAUGCAGGUUGGAUUCAGAUUUACAAACUUUUUGGUUGAUUCUUUGUUGAUUUUUUUAUUUUAUUUUUUUUAAUGGAUGUGAUUGGUGUCUGAUCUGAUCUCAAGUUUGCGCUUACAUGAUCUGACUCUGAUUUCCGACCUCAUACCCUUAGAUUCUCAUUGACCAAGCCAUGUGACUUGGUGGUGCUUGUACAAGGGUUUUGGAUAAGAGCACAGCGGAAACUGAAAUCGAUCAUUGUGAGCCGUGACAUGCACAGUGUGACAGGAGGGCUUUGGCUUGAUGUUUUCUUAGGUGACACUUAAGCAUGGUGAUAAAUUUUGCACUGUCCAAAAAUAAAUUAAAAAAAUAACAAAAAGAUUACGGUAUAUAGUGAAUUAAACAUUUGUUUAAAAUAAGAAAUGGGUUGUGACAAAACGCAGAGUGAAAAUUUAAUAAAGUAUUUAUUAAUCCACAUUCAUUUUGUCUUGUCAAUGUAUUUUUUAACAUUUGCACUGUUGAAUUGUAUGGUCUUUAACGAUUUAACUUACAAAUGUGAUUCAAUCAAUUGGGGGAAAUGAGUGGUGCUGUUGAAAAUUGUUUCUGUUGAAUAAAACUCAAAUGGUA